UCAGUGUAAAACGAACCACUUUUACGAAAUCAACUCUCGCGCGAUAUUAGAUUUAUUAUAAUUAAACAAUUGUUUUAAAGAAAAUAAGAAAUAAAUUAAUUAUUAAAGAGAAUUUGUUAAAAAAAAUAAUUGUUGAAAUAUAAAAAAAUAAAAGAAAAUAUUGAAGGAAAUUAAACAAAAGUGCAAGAAGCUUUUAAUUGUUAAGGUUAAUAAACAAAAUUGUGACAAAGUGUAAAUAAGGCUUUGGUAAACAAGUGUUAAGGCUUAAUUUAAAUUUUUAAAAAUUCAUAAAAAAAUCAAAAGAAAUCUUAGUUAUAAUAACAAAGGAUAAUAAAGCAUACUCUUUGUUGUUAUAUGUGUUUGUUUAACAGUGUUUAAGUAAAUCUCAAAUUUGUUUGUGUUCAAGUACAGGUGUAUGUAUGUUUAUAGUCAAAAAUUUUCUUUGAUGAUAAAAUAACAAUGAUUGCCGCUAGUAGCAGUUUAUAAUUUGUAAAACUACGAUAAUUUUGUUUAGAUGGCAGCAACAAAUAUUUAAGCAAAAUUUUAAGUAUGCCGUACAAAUUUGUAUUUGUAAAAAAAUUGUUCGCGUUUUAGUGAAAAAUCCUUCAAAGCAUAAAAUAUUUUAACGAAUAUUAUAAUAACUUAAAUAAGCAACAAUCAAGAAAUUAUAAUAAAUCUAAUUAAAAUAAAUUUAAAUACAACAAAUUAAAUUAUAAGAAGAUUAAAAAACAACAAGUGAUUAAAACCAAAACCUAAAACCAAAAAAAUAAAAUAAAUAAUAAUAAAAAGAAGAAAAAUUUAAGUAAAACUUACUAAAUGCAUGAAAACGAAAAACGAAUGACUAGAAAUUAUAAAGAGAACAAAAAUAUUAGACGAAAUCAAAUUCACUCCUCCUCAUACCGCCAUCAAAAAACAGCCGAAAACUACCGCACACAAACACAUACAGAACUACUUCACACACAUAAGUACAUACAAACAAGCUAGAUAAAUAAACAAAAAGAAAUAUCGAAAUCAAAUCCACAUUGUUUCUCAAAUGCCCGAUACCACCAGUAUUGGUCGACACAACAAACUACAAAUCAAACAAUUGUGCAAAUCAAUGAAAAAUUGUCGAAAACACAAAAGGCUAAAGUCAAUAAAACGCGUUAGCUUUAAUUGUGAACGAUUAGCGACGAUAACGACAAGCAACAACAACAAUUAACAGGAUUAAAAGAAAAUCGAAAGAUUAACUUAAAAAUAUAACGAAUUUUUGAUACAACUAAAACUUUAAAAAAGAUCCCGAAAUUUAUCCAAAUUGGAUAAAACGUCAUGCAGCAGGCGGAACAGCAACAAAAUGGUAUGAUAAGUGACGGAGCCGGUGGCCCAGCUAGUUCCCAGGCAGUGGGAGCGGGCUCGGGCAAAAGAACACAAAUUAGUGGUGGUCGAUUUGAUUUCGAAGAUGGCGGCACAUAUUGUGGCGGUUGGGAUGAGGGUAAAGCACAUGGUCAUGGUGUGUGUACCGGACCGAAACAUCAGGGAGCUUAUGCUGGUGCCUGGAAUUAUGGCUUUGAGGUGUCGGGAGCGUAUAUAUGGCCAAGCGGUUCCCACUACGAGGGUCAGUGGCAAAAUGGUCGACGCCAUGGCCUAGGUAUAGAGCAAAUUGGCCGACAGGUGUAUCGUGGAGAAUGGUCGAAAGAUGGACACAAAGGACGUUAUGGUGUACGAGAGAGUACUGUAUCAACGGCACGCUACGAAGGCACCUGGAAUUUGGGUUAUCAAGAUGGUUACGGUUGUGAAACAUAUGCUGAUGGAGGUAAAUACCAGGGCCAGUGGCAAGAGGGCAAACGUCAUGGUUAUGGUAUACGCACUUCGGCGCCAUUUGGCUUGGCCUCUCAUCAUAAACGUAAAGAUGUACACGCCUCAUUAUCAUCACUGCGUAGCAAUGAAAAUGCUGCAAAUGCGGCAAAAAAUGCCAGUCGAACCGAAGAGGUAAGAGGUGGAUUUGUGCUGACCGCCCGGUCGGAUAAGUUACCGGUCAGACGCAACAGUCUGUCGGAAAAAACGAAAAAGGGAUUCUUAUCGGGUUUAAAAAUGAGAAAACAGCGCAGCACCGGAGAUCUGGAGAAGAGAGGAACUUUAGCCUCGGGCAGUAUACGUUCUACAAUGUCUACGGCCUCUUGGCUUAGUACAGGUUCCGAGCUAUCCAAUUUAACCGCAAAAUCUAUGCAUACAGAGUCUAAUGCCAGCUUUACCAUGGAAGAUGAACAAUUAGAUCCCAGUGUGGUGGAAACCUAUAUGGGUGAAUGGAAGAAAGAUAAACGUUGUGGCUUUGGUGUGGCCGAGCGUAGUGAUGGCCUUAAAUACGAAGGCGAAUGGUAUAACAAUAAGAAGCACGGCUAUGGUGUGACCACUUUCAAAGAUGGUUCCUUUGAGGAGGGCAAAUAUAAGAACAACAUUUUAAUUACCAGUCAAAAGAAAAAGCAUUUGUUUAUUGCCCGUUCACGCAAGUUCCGAGAACGUAUCUCGGCUUCGGUGACUUCGGCUCAGCGUGCUCUUAAAAUGGCCAUGCAACGUUCAGAUAUUGCCAUAUCGCGUACCGGGACUGCCAAUACCAAGGCCCAAAGUGCUGAUAUUGCUGCCGAUCAGGCACGCAUCGACUGCGAGUUGGCUGUGCAAAUGGCCCGUGAGUUUGCCCCUGAUUUUAAGCCUUCUGUGCUAGAACGCUUUGAAAAAUUAAGGUUCCGCGAACGACACAAAGGACCAGCGGCUCAAUUCAGCAGCAGUAAUGCGGCUGCUGAAUCGUAUGCUAGCACAGCGGUUGCCCAAAGGCCUACGGGUUUCCAAAAGAACCGUGAUGGCUCUCAGCCUCAACGGGAAUCGGAGUUUCCCGUACCCAGUUCGAUGUAUUCCCAACAAUUGCCAGUUUCUCCACAAACCGAUUUGUCAUCCCUGGUUAAUCAACCACAAAUGAGUGCCAUAAAUACCAUCAAUCAGAUGUACCAUCAACAACAGCAGCAGCAACAACAACAGCAAAAUAAUCCACAAAUGAAUCCCGCAUAUCAGUACCAGCCACAGCAACCGCCAGGGUCAAACUAUGCUCACAGUAAUCUAAGUGCUAGUGGCAGUCCGCAAGUUUCGCAAUUGCAAAAGGAUAAUAACAUGUUUAAAAACGCGGAAGCCGCCCACACGGCCAACAAUAUGCCGCAACAACAGCAGCAGCAAAUCAACUUGCAGCAACAACAGCAGCAGCAACAGCAAAUGCAACAACUGCAGCAACAGCAACAACUACAGCAGCAGCAACAAUUGCAACAGCAACAACAACAGCAAGCAUAUCAGCAACAACUGAUGCAGCAAAGACAGCAACAACAAUUGUUGCAACAACGACAACAACAGCAAUUACAGCAGCAGCAACAACAAAAACAGCUGCAACAGCAACAGCUUCUGCAGCAACAGCAACAUCAGCCAUCAAAUUUAGACUCUCCCAUGUAUGGCAGUAAUCAAGUUCGUCGACCCUCUCAAAUCCAAUACCAACAGCAGCAACAACAGCUGCUGCAACAAGCUGAACAAAUGGAUAGCAUGAUGAAUCGUUCCAAUAAACCACCCAUGAUGGGUCAAGUAGGCCAACAAUCCUCCAUCGAUCAUUUCGAUCACUAUAAACGACCACCCAGUAGGGAUACAUCCAUUGAUCGCUACACCAGAGCAGCCAGUCGUCUGAGUGGUGGCUACGGCUCACGUCAAACUUCAGUCGAUCGUGGAGCUAGCAGUGCCGGCACAGCGCAGGCCAAUGAUAGCGGCCUACCCGAACAGAGGCCUCGAGCUGGCUCAGUAUUUAGAGGAUCGACACCAGCCCCAUCGGCUGGUAAUACGCCCACAACCGGCAAUGGUUCAGUUCCUACGGGAUCGGGUCGUAUGUCGCGUGCGGCUACUCCCAGCUUAAGCACAAAUUCUCCUUCGGGCACCACAACAACAGACGCCAUGUUUUCGAAACCCAAUCAACCCUUUGAAGAUAUACUCCUGCGUCAGCGUACUCUGGGUCAGGAUAUUGUACCCUCACCCUUGCAGCCAAAACGCACAGAAAGUCUGUAUAUGCCUGUUAAGCCAGCGUCACCAAUGGCUGCUGCCGGCGGUGGUGGAGGCAAUAAAAAAUUAAAGAGCGUUCCUAUAAAUGUUACGCUACAGCGUAAGAAAUCUUUGCCCGAUUUCCAAGAACUGCCACGUGCCACAGAGGCUAUGAGCCGCGAGGAGGUAUCCGCUUUGGGCUCAGCUAGACGUGAAGCGGUACGACGACAAAUUGAAAUGAAUGAAAAGCUCAAAGCGAAUCCAUUAUUAUAUCUCGUCAGUCCACAAGUUAAAGAUUGGUUCUCACGACAACAGUUGGUGCUCUUGGUGCUUUUUGCAAACAUUAUAUUGGCCAUAUUAUUUUUCAAAAUGCUGACAUAGCGUAAAUUUUUUCACCCACUACAACUGCAACAAAAUCAGCAACAACAACUACUACUACAUGAGACAGACGCA
Messenger RNA from Lucilia sericata (common green bottle fly), 4488 nucleotides. RefSeq names its product junctophilin-1. The record is from RefSeq and is a predicted model, not a curated record. The transcript is spliced from 8 exons. Lineage: Eukaryota; Metazoa; Arthropoda; Insecta; Diptera; Calliphoridae. Gene Ontology annotation, cellular component: junctional membrane complex; endoplasmic reticulum membrane; plasma membrane. The coding region runs from base 1306 to 4416 and encodes 1036 amino acids.